Messenger RNA from Neltuma alba, 1986 nucleotides. Its product is annotated as sodium-dependent phosphate transport protein 1, chloroplastic-like. The transcript has 10 exons. The coding region runs from base 49 to 1602 and encodes 517 amino acids. Gene Ontology annotation, biological process: transmembrane transport. Gene Ontology annotation, molecular function: transmembrane transporter activity. NCBI's taxonomy places the organism in Eukaryota, Viridiplantae, Streptophyta, Magnoliopsida, Fabales, Fabaceae. The record is from RefSeq and is a predicted model, not a curated record.
CCAUUUUCCCCGAGAACUGGUGAACAGUUCAGUGAUUCUCACAACCCCAUGGGGUUGAGUGCCCGAGCUCUGCUUUCCUCUUUCCCUUCCACUCCAAAAGCUCCUUCUUCAUCUAUCUCCGUUUCCAGAAAAUCUAUUGAUGUUAAGCACUUAACUGCCCAUACCUCUUUGUUUUGGCUGCGCUCACCGUCGCCCCGACCGCACUUUCAUGUUUCCGCGCGAAGUUCUGGCGAGAGGGAAGCUGGGAAAGUCUGGGAAGGCAUCAACGUACCUGACUCGGUGAAGUUUGGCGAUGUUAGGAGCGACGUCGUCGUUGAGAAGGAGGAAUUGGAUAAUGUGGGCCCAUGGUGGGAGGAGUUUCCCAAGAGAUGGGUCAUUGUGCUUCUCUGCUUUUCCGCGUUUCUUCUCUGUAAUAUGGAUAGAGUAAAUAUGAGCAUUGCCAUACUUCCUAUGUCAGCAGAGUAUAACUGGAACCCCACCACCGUUGGUCUAAUACAGUCUUCCUUUUUCUGGGGAUACUUGCUCACUCAGAUUGCCGGUGGAAUAUGGGCAGACACGGUUGGGGGAAAGCAGGUUUUGGGAUUUGGCGUUGUUUGGUGGUCUAUUGCCACUGCCCUCACUCCUGUUGCAGCAAAACUUGGAUUGCCCUUCCUACUAGUUGUUCGGGCAUUCAUGGGAGUUGGUGAGGGUGUAGCAAUGCCAGCCAUGAAUAAUAUUCUAUCAAAAUGGGUUCCUGUAGCAGAGAGAAGUAGGUCAUUAUCACUGGUCUACAGUGGCAUGUACCUUGGAUCAGUCACUGGACUGGCCUGUUCGCCAUUUCUAAUUCAUCAGUUUGGAUGGCCAUCUGUAUUUUACUCCUUUGGUUCGUUAGGGACUAUCUGGUUUUCUGUUUGGCUUAGUAAGGCACACAGUUCACCUCUUGAUGAUCCUGAAUUGCGGGAUGAAGAAAAGAAAUUGAUUACGACAAGCAGCUCUUCCAAGGAACCUGUGAAAAAUAUACCUUGGGGCUUGAUUUUGUCUAAAGCGCCUGUUUGGGCUUUGAUAGUGUCUCAUUUUUGUCACAACUGGGGAACAUUUAUCCUUCUGACUUGGAUGCCAACAUAUUAUAACCAAGUCCUGAAGUUCAAUCUCACAGAAUCUGGCCUAUUCUGUGUUUUACCAUGGUUUACAAUGGCUCUUUCUGCAAAUUUUGGUGGUUGGAUUGCAGACACUCUUGUAAGCAGGGGUGUAUCAGUUACAAGGGUUCGCAAGAUAAUGCAAACAGUUGGCUUUCUUGGCCCAGCGUUCUUUUUAACUCAGUUGAGCCACAUAAAUUCUCCUACAAUGGCUGUUUUGUGUAUGACAUGCAGUCAGGGAACUGAUGCUUUCUCUCAGUCUGGUCUAUAUUCCAAUCAUCAAGAUAUAGCCCCACGAUAUUCAGGCAUAUUGCUUGGCUUAUCUAAUACUGCUGGAGUAUUGGCUGGUGUUCUUGGAACGGCAGCCACAGGCUACAUUCUACAGCAUGGUUCGUGGUCUGACGUUUUCAAGGUCUCAGUGGGGCUGUACUUAGUGGGAACUGUGGUGUGGAACCUUUUUUCUACUGGUGAAAAGGUCAUAGAUUAGCUUACACAUGGAUAAUUGCAACUUCACUUGUGGAGAUGUGAUCAAAUCUCUGAGUCCCAAGGAAGCUAGAAACGAAACAAUUACAAGAAGGGGGAAAAAAGGGGAUAAAGAGGAAGCAAGCACGUCUCUCCAAGGCUUCAUGCCAGAUUGCCUGACCAAUACAUAGAUCCACAUUCCUUACAUUUACAGAAAUGAUUGUAUAUGAUACAUUGAGAAAUUGGUGGAGGAAGGAGGGGUAAUGGGCAUACCAUUAUAAGAGGAUGAAUCUUGUACACAAGUCUUUUUUUUGUUUUUUUGUAUGUUUCUCUUUGAUUACAUGAUUACAUGAAUACAUGAAUGGGGUUGAUUCGAUUUACAAAUAAAAUAUUGAGAAAAUUCAUAUCA